AUGUCACAUGCAAGCCAUCUUUACCCAAGAACAAUUGGCGGUCUCGACGAAUUCGAGAAAUCACUUGACGCUGAGAAGGUCGAGCGAGAGCAGACUGAAAAGCGCAAACACCGAAAACAUUGCCAUCACCGAGACUUAUCUAUGCUACAUGAUAAGAAUCUCGGGGAGAAUCGUGAGCCAGAAAGACACAGUCAUGUCAAGAAAUCGGAUUCCGAAGAUCUCCCAGUUCCCGACAAAGAAGUUUCCGCUGUGGAGUCCAGUACGGAAGAUACGAAUCUGGUUCGCGACGAUUGGACGACAGGCCCAUCUGCUUUGGGAGUCGAUUGCAUACAGAAAGGGGCCAAGGACACAGGUUCAAACUGGCACAUGACCAAGCUGCUGAAAGGGGUAUACACAGUAGCAGAGCAGACAGGACGUCCAGUAGAGGAUGUGGCAAUAGAACGCUUCCGCAUUCUGCGCGACUUUGACGAUGCAAGUGAGGAGAGGGUAGGAAUGCACAGGCACAGAACUUACGGAGAAGGCUACGUGGGUAAGGAGAAGCCUAGUGGGGAACUAUUCCAAAAACGCAAGGCGAAGAUGGGUGUUCAUGAAGAGAAGCGCCAGUGGGAAGAACCAAGAGCUGAUCAGGGCACAGUGAUACAUAAUCCUACGACUAGCCAAACAGUCGGGAAGGUGGAACAGACAGCGCUGAACAAAAUGCACGCCCAGAUGAUGAAGGCGAAACUCCUUCGAGCACUCCGGCUAUAUAUUCGACACCUACCUCAAGAUAAGAGAUACUUAGACUAUGAUCGAAGCGUUGAAGUACCUCCUAGGAGUACUAGCUAA
Messenger RNA from Pseudomassariella vexata, 825 nucleotides. RefSeq lists its product as uncharacterized. The record is from RefSeq and is a predicted model, not a curated record. The transcript has 3 exons. Bases 1 to 825 code for a protein of 274 amino acids. NCBI's taxonomy places the organism in Eukaryota, Fungi, Ascomycota, Sordariomycetes, Amphisphaeriales, Pseudomassariaceae.